GGACUGUAGACAGGAAGAAAAGAAUGAAAGAGGAAGAGGGAAAGUUUUGUGUUGGUUGGUUUUCGUUUUCUGAUAAACUCAAGGAGCAAACAAAAACGCUCCCCUUGACACCUGGGCGCGCAAUUGAAAUCAUUCUUUUUAUGACGAUUCACACCUAGAUUCACACAGCACCCCACAUAAGUCUUUCUUUUCCUCUCUCUCUCUCCCCACACCUAUCUUUUUCCAUCCGUUGAUCUAUCUACCUAUCUUCGUUUUGGUCGAAGUGAUGGAGGGUCGUCACCAUAUCUCUGUUAGUAUUGAUACGGCUGGUGAUAGGUUCCCUCAAUGGAGUAUUCAAGAGACAAGAGACUUCUUGAUGAUUCGAGCCCAGCUCGAUCCAACUUUCAUGGAAACCAAACGCAACAAACCUCUUUGGGAAGUGAUCUCCACAAAGAUGAAGGAAAAGGGUUACAAUCGCAGCGCUGAACAGUGCAAGUGCAAGUGGAAAAACCUUGUUACCCGAUACAAGGGAUGUGAAACGAUGGAACCAGCAGGUAUUCGCCAACAGUUUCCAUUCUAUAAUGAGCUACAAGCGAUUUUUGCUGCGAGAAUGCAAAGAAUGCUAUGGGUUGAAGCUGAAAGCGGCGCGAAGGGGUUAAAGAAGAAAGGGGCACAGACACAGCUAUCUUCAGAUGAUGAGGAUGACGAAGACAGUGAUGGAGAGAAAGGAUUAGGAAGCAGUAAGAAGAAGAGGAAGAUUAAGGGCAAUAGUAGUAACCCUGGUAGUAGUAGUAGUUAUAUUAGUGGAAAUAUCAGUAGUUUGAGAGACAUGUUGGAGGAGUUCAUGACACAACAGAUGCAAAUGGAGAUGGAAUGGCUGAAAGGCUAUGAAGCAAGAGAAGAGGAGAGAAGAAUGAAGGAGAUGGAGUGGAGACAAACCAUGGAGGCCUUGGAAAAUGAGAGGGUAGUGAUGGAUAGGAGGUGGAGAGAGAAGGAAGAACAAAAAAGGAUCAGAGAAGAAGUCAGAGCUGAGAAGAGGGAUGCUCUUAUUACAGCCCUUUUAAACAAGCUUAGAAAUUAG
Molecule: messenger RNA, 1060 nt
Organism: Ilex paraguariensis (yerba mate)
Lineage: Eukaryota; Viridiplantae; Streptophyta; Magnoliopsida; Aquifoliales; Aquifoliaceae
Source: the annotation of a GenBank genome assembly